This is a messenger RNA of Vitis riparia (riverbank grape), 1125 nucleotides long. Its product is annotated as ras-related protein RABE1c-like. Bases 175 to 825 code for a protein of 216 amino acids. Lineage: Eukaryota; Viridiplantae; Streptophyta; Magnoliopsida; Vitales; Vitaceae. Gene Ontology annotation, cellular component: plasma membrane. Gene Ontology annotation, biological process: regulation of exocytosis; protein secretion. The record is from RefSeq and is a predicted model, not a curated record. The transcript has 9 exons. Gene Ontology annotation, molecular function: GTPase activity; GTP binding.
CCAUUCACAAUCCAACGGUUGAGACGCCCUCCUCUCUCUAAAACCAUUUCAACGAACGAACGCUGCUGACGUCUCAGAGGCGCUUCUCUCUCUUUCUCGUUCUCUUUUCUAUUAGAUCUAAAUUUUCAUUGAUCCUGAUCUGGGUUUAUUCUGUUUAAUUUUGGAAUAAUAUCCAUGGCGGCUCCACCUGCAAGAGCUCGAGCCGAUUACGAUUACCUCAUAAAGCUACUUCUGAUCGGCGACAGCGGUGUGGGUAAGAGUUGCCUUCUUUUGCGUUUCUCAGAUGGUUCCUUCACCACUAGUUUUAUUACGACAAUUGGCAUUGAUUUUAAGAUAAGGACCAUAGAGCUUGAUGGAAAACGAAUCAAACUACAAAUCUGGGAUACUGCUGGCCAGGAACGGUUUCGAACUAUCACAACUGCUUACUACCGUGGGGCCAUGGGUAUUUUGCUUGUGUACGAUGUCACUGAUGAGUCAUCAUUCAACAACAUUCGGAAUUGGAUCCGCAACAUUGAACAGCAUGCUUCUGAUAAUGUGAACAAGAUAUUGGUUGGUAACAAGGCUGACAUGGAUGAAAGCAAAAGGGCUGUUCCUACAUCAAAGGGCCAAGCACUGGCUGAUGAAUAUGGCAUCAAGUUCUUUGAGACUAGUGCAAAGACAAAUUUAAAUGUGGAAGAGGUUUUCUUUUCAAUAGGUAGGGAUAUAAAGCAGAGGCUUGCAGAAACUGACUCGAAGGCUGAGCCUCAUACAAUCAGGAUUAACCCACCGGACCACGCGGCUGGGUCUGCUGAAACACCUGCAAAAUCAGCAUGCUGUGGUUCCUAAGUGAAAUUCAUCAAAGAUAGGAGUGCAAGGGUGCAUCCUCAAGCUGAUCAUUUUGGUGGGAAACUAAUCUUGUUAUAUAAACAUUUUGGGUGCUUGUAUCACUCUUCCUUCCUAUCGUCAUUUUCCAAAUUUGCAUGUGAACGGUAGUUUUUCAAUCUCAUUUAGGAAAUUAAGUAUAUUUCAGUUUUCCUUUCCUUUUUUUCUUUUUCUUUUUUUAAAACUUUUUCCUUGUAACUACAUGACCAUUAUUCUAUUGCCUUCCUUUUAUAAUGUAGAAGCAGCCUCUUUAUUCUCUCCCAU